AUGACAUUAUUGCCAGUAGUAGCUGAAUGUCGAUAUGAAGUAAAUGCUAUUGAAUUAUUAUGCAAACGAUUCGUCAAUCAUUACGGUAUACAACCUGCAUUUUGUAUUAGUUCCUUGCAAGAAGCAUUGGUAUCAGCAUUUAAUACAACAAUGGUUAAAGAACGUCGUCCAUUACUCAUUUAUAUACAUCAUAACCUGAGCAUGUCGACUCAGAUGUUUUGUUUGAAUAUAUUUGGUUCAGAGAUUAUUGUCGAGUAUUUACUUGAGAAUUAUAUUAUCUGGCCAUGGGAUAUUACUGAAGAAUCCAAUAAAAAGAUAUUGAUCGACAUCUGGAGAGAAACAUUUUCCAGUCAUUUUGGCAUCGACUUAUCAAUGGAAGAAUGUCCGAUGCUUAUUGGUGUUAUGCGAAGAGCUUCAAGAGACAAUAAUUCAUUUUCAAUAUGUCCAUAUGAAUUUAAAAUACUACUCGAAGAUGAUAUUUUAAUGCAGACUAAUAUAAAAUUCAAUCGUGAUGCAUUCUUAGAUAUGUUGAUAACCUUUAAAGAAGAAUUUGAUGAGAACGAGCAGUAUCUUUCAUUUGACUUCAUGAGAAAGACCGGACUCUGUUUGGACGUCGUUCUUGAAAUAGUUAAAUAUUUAUCAUUAAAUGAUGUUGUUACUAUAUUUUCUAAUGACAUUCUUCCUUUAUUAGAGAAAUGUAAAAUGAUAUUGCCUAUUGUUGAACCUACUAAUAGAUUUAUGGAGAAUAUGAUUAAAAAUAUUAAUCGCGAACAAAUUAUUUCUUUACGUCUCAAAGGGAAUGAAAUUCGAUCAAUAAUGGAAUCAACUUCUUCAUCUAUUUUUCAUAAUGUAAUAGUCGUUACUCUUCUCAAUCUUCAACAUGUAAAUCAUGUCAAUGAAUUUAAAACACGUCUUCCCAAUUUAGCUGGUCUUUCUCUUCGCUAUGAUCACGAAGUUGAUUUUCAUAGUGUAUGUAAAGUUUUUAAUUAUAUUGAACAACCUAUGAAACGAUUCAAAAUUCAUUGUGGUUAUCUACGUUGUCCUCAUCGCCACAUAUCGAUAAUGCUAAAAAAAAUAAAAAACCUAAACGAAACUGUCGAAUAUUUUGUACUCAAUGUAGCUCAUGCUUCUAUGGGAUUUAUAAAGAAUUGUGCACAAUAUUACGCAACAUGUUUUUUGAUGGCAAUAACUGAUUUUAUAAAAAUUAUGCGAAAUGUUCGACACGUUGGUUUAAUUAUCGAUAGUAUCAAUGUUGAUAGAUUAUUCGAUGUCAAGGAAUGGACAAGUCUCGUAACGGCAUGUCAUCAAUUGGAGAAAAUAAGAAUAAAGAUAAUAAGAAAUACAUCAGAAGACAUACGAUUAACAGAAAAUAUUGAGAGAAUUCAGCAGGAAUUAUCUAAUGUACGACAAAAUAUCGAAUUUCAAGUGACAUUCAAGUAA
Rotaria sp. Silwood2 is the source of this 1440-nucleotide messenger RNA. The record is from the annotation of a GenBank genome assembly. NCBI's taxonomy places the organism in Eukaryota, Metazoa, Rotifera, Eurotatoria, Philodinida, Philodinidae.